CAAAGAAUUUCAUUUCACAGAAGAAAUUUUGGUGAGUAUGAUCAGUAGAUACAAAACACCAACCACCAAGUAAUAAAUUCUCUUCCAUUUUAUGACUAAAGCACAAAAAAUUAGAUAAAUCUGUAUCAAACGUAAACUUAUUGCUUUCUUGCUUCUUGUGGUUCCCCAAAACUCAAAAUACUCUUUUUGUGUGUAAACAAAAAUAAACGGUACUCUUUCUUCCAAGUGUUACCAUGGAGAAGAGUUUCCUAAGAUCUACUCUCCUUGUGACAUUGACUAUCUUCUUCUUCCUUCCAGUUUCAAUCUCGGUUCCAUUCAUUCUCUUUCAUGGGAUUAGAGAUCAAUGCUCAAAUGGUGGAGUGAGCAGCUUCGUACAGCUCCUUAGCAACCUCUCUAGCUCCCCUGGAUCUUGCUUAGAAAUAGGAGAUGGAGAGCAAGAUUCGGUGACUAUGCCGCUUACGCAACAAGCAAGUGUAGCGUGUGAGAAAGUUAAACAGAUGAAAGAGUUGAGUCAAGGCUACAACAUUGUUGCACAGUCUCAAGGAAACUUGGUAGCUAGAGGUCUAAUCGAGUUUUGCGACAAUGCUCCUCCGGUCUUCAACUAUAUAUCUUUAGGAGGUCCUCACGCUGGCAUAUCCGAUAUUCCCAAGUGUAAUUCUACGCUUUGCGAGUUGCUGAAAACAGAGGUCUACACCGACUUCGUACAAGAUCAUAUUGCUCCAAGUGGUUAUAUCAAGAUCCCUACCGAUAUAAAAAAUUACCUGGAACACUCCAAGUAUCUGCCACAGCUCAACAACGAGAGACCUAAAGAAAGGAACGCCACUUUUAAAGACCGGUUCACUAGCUUGCACAACUUGGUCCUUGUCAUGUUUGACGGUGAUACAGUAGUGAUUCCUAAAGAAAGUUCUUGGUUCGGAUAUUACCCGGAUGGAGCUUCCACACCUCUUUUGUCUCCACAAGAGACAAAGCUCUAUACUGAGGAUUGGAUUGGUCUGAAAACCUUGAAUACUGCCGGAAAAGUUAAGUUUGUCAGUGUCCAUGGCGAGCACCUAAGAAUAGCGCAAGACGAUGUUGUAAAAUACGUCGCGCCUUACCUCAAGAACCAGCCUGCGUCUAUGAGUGAAGAUUUGGAGAUACUGCAUCUAUGAGUGAAAGACUUCAUUGUUAUGCUCUCUUAGGAUUAAAUUAAAGGUGAAGAACUUAAGAGGCUACUUCUUCUUAAUCAUAAAUCCAAAUAAUUUCAUCAUGUACAACGCUAGAGGCUACUUAUUCUUGUUUUUCACGGUACAUGAAAUUUAGAAAAUUCACUCGAUCAUUUUUAUGAAA
Molecule: messenger RNA, 1326 nt
Organism: Arabidopsis lyrata subsp. lyrata
Lineage: Eukaryota; Viridiplantae; Streptophyta; Magnoliopsida; Brassicales; Brassicaceae
Product: palmitoyl-protein thioesterase 1
Exons: 8
Coding region: 234-1148 (304 amino acids)
Cellular component (GO): intracellular membrane-bounded organelle
Molecular function (GO): thiolester hydrolase activity
Source: RefSeq, a predicted model, not a curated record